Messenger RNA from Arabidopsis arenosa, 631 nucleotides. Lineage: Eukaryota; Viridiplantae; Streptophyta; Magnoliopsida; Brassicales; Brassicaceae. The record is from the annotation of a GenBank genome assembly.
GAUUCCAAAUUUUUUGCGUGAAUCAUUGUGAGAGCAAAGUUGAACUAAUAAAUCAACUCGCCGGGAAAAAUGGAUCAAACGGCGGAGGAGAAGAUGGUGAGAGAGAGAAUUAGAAAGAAAGUUAACGAAGUCAGUUCUGUGUCGCAGUCUCUUCUUACUCCAGUACAAGACCACAUCAAUUUCACCCUUCAAAAGGCAUACUUCAAAUGUGCAUAUGAGUGCUUUGAUAGGACAAGAACACACGCUGAGAUUAGUCGAUGUGCAGAGAGUUGCAGUGUUCCUAUCACAAAUUCGCAGAACCACUUUGAUAAUGAGAUGUCUGUGUUCCAAGAGAGGUUGAAUAGAUCUCUUGUGGUUUGUCAAGACAAGUUUGAGUCCGCUAAGCUUAAGAAGACGAGGAAUGAAGCUGUAAAUGAUUUGGAGCAUUGCGUAAACCAAACUGUUGAUGAAGCUGUCAAGACUCUGCCUAAUCUCGUCACAAGAAUGAAGAAAGCUUUGUCAAUCACAGACUGAGCUCUAUAAAAACUUUAAAGAGGGAAUCCUUCUGAUACUUAGUGAAACUAUAUUUUAUUGAUGUCAACAAACUCAAUACAUCAUAUAUCAAACAGAGAAAUGAAAUUAUUGGUUGAGA